AUUAAACACAAUAAAAAACACAGUUGAACAGGUUAAAAGUACAACAUCGCCUCAAAUGACAACACUGAUAUUGUCAAAUAAAAAAAAAAAAGAUACUGUACGUGUUUACAUUACUACGGCUUUGGGUUUGCAACGUAGCCGGAAAUGCAUUGCUCCACCUCGUGUAUCUUCCUGAAUGCUCCACCGGAUGCUGUAGUGACCUGUGUCGCUGCUGUAUUGCGCUUUCAUGUUUACGGGCGGGAAGAGCGAACAUAGCAGAGUGUUGGAGCUGUUGCCUCCAAUUUGGUUCCACAUUACUUUUUUUUACGUUGAUUUUUGUUUUGGGUUGGCUGUUUUACCGAUUCUCGUGGGAUUAAGGGUAUCACCGGAUACAUUCAAUUAGACUGUUGUUGGAAAUUAGAGCGAUUAUUGCAAAGGUUGGGGCAGAUGGAGGACCCUUCUGCAGAUUCUGGUGGUGGCGGUGACGGUGGUGCAGCAACCGAGGGCCCCGCGGUGCAAGUGGCUGAUAUCCGAUGGCCGACAGGGGGUCUACCGCUUCGGCUGCUGGAGUGGAAGGUCAAACCCGGAUCUCUCAUUAAUGUGGACUCUGUGUUGGCGCUAUGCGUUCCCAUUGCACAGGGAAAGGGGGCAGAGAAUGCCAGGCUGCCAGAGAAGAGGGUGAAAUCGGAUCGGGCUGGAGUAGUGAAGGAGCUCUGCUGUCAACUUGGACAAGUCAUACCCCCAGGUGGGGUCAUUGUCAAAAUUGAAGAAUGCAGCCACCCGGUUGUAAUGAAGGGUUUGUGCGCUGAAUGUGGACAGGACUUGACUCAACUGCAGAGCUCCAAUAGGAACAAACACGCUCCUAUUUCCACAGCAACGGUCUCCAUGGUGCACAGUGUUCCGGAGCUGAUGGUCAGCUCAGAGCAAGCAGAACAACUAGGCAGGGAAGACCAACAUAGACUUCACCGGAACAAAAAGCUGGUCCUGAUGGUGGAUCUGGACCAAACACUGAUUCACACCACUGAACAGCACUGCCAGCGUAUGUCCAACAAGGGCAUUUUUCACUUCCAGCUCGGGCGAGGUGAACCUAUGCUCCACACACGACUUCGCCCACAUUGUAAGGCUUUCCUGGAGAAGAUCGCCAAACUCUUUGAGCUGCAUGUCUUCACAUUUGGGAGUCGCCUGUAUGCCCACACCAUAGCUGGCUUUCUCGAUCCUGAAAAGAAGCUCUUCUCACAUCGGAUUCUUUCUCGGGAUGAAUGCAUUGAUCCUUUCUCCAAGACGGGAAAUCUGAGGAAUCUUUUCCCUUGUGGCGAUUCAAUGGUCUGUAUAAUCGAUGACAGAGAAGACGUGUGGAAGUUUGCACCCAACCUCAUCACUGUGAAGAAAUACAUCUAUUUCCAAGGCACGGGGGACAUCAAUGCUCCCCCAGGGUCACGGGAAGCUCAGAUGACAAAAAAGGCUGGAGGUCCUUCAGUUCGGUCAGCAGAGAGCACAGAAACGGCAGGGACGACAGCCGGAGCGGAAGAGCAUAAUAACGGCCUCAGGAAAAAAGCAAAAGACAACAAUAUUUCUGGAAAGGAUGAGUCGUCAAUAUCCCUGUCUUCUCAGAAAGAACCAGCAAAUGAAUGGACUCAUGCCAGUAAGGGUGUAGAAGAGGAAUCAGGACAAAUCAAACAUUCAGUGAACGAGGCAUUACCUGAGGCUGGGUUAGGAGUAACUCAGGAGCCUGAUAGGACGGCAACGGAAGCCGCUAACAAAAAGCUGCAAGAGGAACAGGAAGUUACAAAUUCAUCAUCAGUCAGGCAGGACUCCAAUAACCUGGACUUUGAUCUUUCCAGUGACAGCGACAGUGAGUCGUUCACAGAAAAGCCUGCUUCUUCAGAGAGUGAUCAUGAAAACAUAUCCUGCAAAGAAAAGACACCCGGUUCAGAAGGCGAUAUCCAUCAGUCUGUUGAUGGGGAAGAGGCAAAAGUGGCGGACAUUAAAGAAAACAAUUCUGAUAUAACAGAAUCUUCCGACGUUCUUUUGCCCGAUCCAGAGCUGGGCAAUGGCUGCUCUGACAGGAGAGAGCCAGAAACGGAGUCCCAAAAUAGUGAGCUGUCUGGGGUCACUAUGGGUGAGGAGCUGCUGGACCAGAGUAUGGAAGAUGAUGAUGAUGAGGAGGACGAGUCAGACAUUGAUCAAGAUGAUCACCUGAUUUAUUUGGAGGAAGUGUUGGAAAGGAUCCACGCCGAGUACUUUGCUCGCUACGAGGCGUACCUGAGAAAAGAGGCUCCUGAAAUUCCAGACAUACGUAGGAUUGUCCCAGAGCUGAAAGGUAAAACACUGCAGGACACAAUGAUAGUCUUCAGUGGUCUCUACCCCACCAACUACCCCAUUGAAAGGACUCGAGAGUUCUAUCACACCAAAGCCCUGGGAGCCAAGAUCAGCAAGAAACUGGUUCUCAACUCCCAAGAUCCCAACUGUACAACACAUCUUAUUGCAGCUAGAGCUGGCACCGAGAAGGUUCGUCAGGCACAGGGCUGCAAGCACCUUCACGUUGUCAACCCUGAUUGGCUGUGGAGCUGUCUGGAACGCUGGGAGAGAGUGGAGGAGCAGCUCUACCCACUGAAGGAAGACUACUCCAACACACCAAGGAGCAACAGUCCAUCAGCUUUUCCGGACAAUCAGGGUUCCUUGCUCAAGACUGUUUUCCAACCACUUCCAAUUCACCAGAAACCUCAACCUCCUGCCCCAGAGGUUCGAACCUACGACCCUGUUACAGGGAAGCUUAUUCGCAGGGGCCCUCAGGUGUCUCGGCCGUCAUCCUACCUCCAGACAUCAGCAUCUCUGUUGCUGUCAGAUCACUCGGAUCAGUCAUGUCUCAGGGGAAAUUCAAACAGUCUGCAGGAAGACGCAGGAGAGAUCAACCAGGACAAUGAGCAGCCGGGACCGUCUCGUCGAAAACGACAGCCGAGCAUGUCAGAAACCAUGCCUCUAUACACACUUUGCAAGGAGGAUUUAGAGAGCAUGGACAAAGAGGUGGACGACAUCUUAGGUGAAGAGAGUGACAACGAGAGUGAGGGUCGAGGGAAGGAGAAGCCAGGUAAUGAGGAGGUUGAGGAUGAAGAGGAGGAGCAGCAGCAGCGGCAGCAUCAGCAUCGGACAGAAGCUGGAGAAACAGAAGACACUGUGCUUAUUCCUCAGGUGCAGAGCGUGGAGGAGACAUGUCUGACACUGUCAAGGGAGGCCAGUCAUCUGGGUGGUGUAUCAAGGGGCUGUAAACGUAAGCAUGAAGAGGCUAAAGAGGAGGAGGAGGAGAAAACCAUGCUCUCUGCAGACGAGUCGUCCAAAGACUCCAACGAAGAAGAGGAGGGCAGCAGCUCCGAGGCAGAUGAGAUGGCUGCUGCCCUGGAGGCAGAACUCAACGACUUCAUGUGACGUCUGAGGGACUGAGGCCCGGAAACAGAGACAAAAAUGAUUUCAAACCCCAGUUCCGGUACUUAAAAGUUUAUUUUUCUGCUUUGACUAUUGACUGGAAACCAUAAAAAUGAAUGUCCUGUACAGAAAGUCUUACUUGUUGGUUUGUAAAUAAAGGCUUAAUUUUUGUAGCAUUGAUACACAGUACACUGACCUUUUUGGUAUAAAAGCCUUUUAUUGUGACAUGAGCUGUCGGAGACGUCGGAUUGAUAAUUUUGAAUUUACCGUUUUCUACUUCAAGUUUUUAAAUUAAUAUUAAAAGAAGAAAAAAAAUGAAAGUGCAGUUAUGCUGGCCGUAUUUGCCAAAGAGUUUGGACUGAGAUGAGGAGACGUGCAGCUAAAUGUUUUACAUUUUUACUUUUCUUUGGGACAUUUGUUUUUUUGUUUUGUUUUGUUUGUUUUUUUUUUUAGGGUGAAAUAGUCAACCAGCAGAUGAUGACAUUUGAAUGUGUUUCCUCCAGUGGGUUCUUCCUCCACAUUUGUUGAAUUGAUGCUAAAGGAGCCUCUACUGUUGGUGAGGUGUCACUCAUUAGUUAAACUACUAAAGUUUUAAGUGUUCUACAUUUGUACUUGUUCACAAUUUCUAGUUCAAGUUCACAAGUUUAUCGUGAAAUACGUUUUAGACUUUUAUCCUCCGAAAACACACACACUGUUCACACUGUGUGUUUUAAACGGUAGCUAUGCACGUUCGAAUGAUUUAUGCCGGAGUUUAGCUCCCUCAGAUCAGAUGCAUCGUAAAAUCUAUGCUCAGUAUUUACAAGUUUCAUCUUGUUUCAUUCACUCUGUUGUUGUAGCAUUAAAAUAUAAGGAUGUAAUUUGUUGGUUUUUUUUUAAUUGAAAGACAUACAUUUGUUGAAAAUGUCAGAUAAAAAAAAUACCAAGUUUUUGCUCUGAUUUGGCUACAGACAACUAAACAGUCUUAUUCCACAAAAAGCAUCUAAAAUAAAUUAUUUUUUUGUCUUAGUGGUCUGACACGCAGGCUGGGGGCCCUAUGUUUAACCACAGUCCAGUCCAGUUAGUGGAGGUUAACUGCACUUAUCUUAUUUUCAUAAUAAGCUUCUCUGUCCGAUCCAUUGAAAAUGCAAACCUAAUGAUGUGUUCAUCCUGUGUCACAGCAACGUCUCCUCUUCUUACUGCUGUCGUCUGUUUGUGUUCGAAACCCAAAGCACUGACACUGUUUUUGUCUCAUUUGUUUUUCAUUUAGGUUUUAAAAGUUAGGUGUGUGUUUAACACGCUGUGUCAGGAGAUGAGGUGAGUGGUGUGUUUAAACGGCAUCAUUUAUCCUCAGUUGUCACUGACCAAACAUUUUCUUCGUGUUGACUCUCUUGUUCAUGUGUUUGUAUAUUUCUUAACUGGCCUGAAAGAACUACUUUGUUAAAUAAAGAUGUUUGUAAGAAACCAA
This is a messenger RNA of Cynoglossus semilaevis (tongue sole), 4843 nucleotides long. RefSeq names its product CTD (carboxy-terminal domain, RNA polymerase II, polypeptide A) phosphatase, subunit 1 (gene ctdp1). The transcript has 13 exons. Gene Ontology annotation, cellular component: nucleus. Lineage: Eukaryota; Metazoa; Chordata; Actinopteri; Pleuronectiformes; Cynoglossidae. Gene Ontology annotation, molecular function: RNA polymerase II CTD heptapeptide repeat phosphatase activity. The record is from RefSeq and is a predicted model, not a curated record. The coding region runs from base 427 to 3402 and encodes 991 amino acids.